AUGGCGGAGGCAAAACCAGCAAGCAGUACAAUGGCGAGCCUAAUUUGCCUUUCAUCAUCAUUCCGGCUCCACUCACCCAGCCUCAAUUGUAUCCGCCUACGUUGUAUCUUCGACAUAUUCGACAAGAACAGAGACGGCAUGAUCUCAGUGGAAGAGCUAAGUCUAGCCCUAGAACUGCUUGGCUUGGAAGCCGAACCCACCGAGAUUGAUUCCAUGGUGCGCUCCUAUAUAAGGCUUGGCAACAUUGGCCUCGGCGUCAAAGACUUCGAAGCCUUGCACCAGUCGCUCGACGAUACCUUCUUUGGGAACAACGACAAGGAGUCGGGACCACAAUAUGGUGGUGACGGUGGCUCCAGUAGCCCUGUUUCGUCGUUGUCGUCGUCGCAGGAAGAGUCAGAUUUGACAGAGGCCUUCAAGGUGUUUGACGAGGAUGGUGAUGGCUUCGUCUCGGUCAUGGAGUUGCAGGUGGUCCUGAGGAAGCUAGGGCUGCCCGAAGGGGGAGACAUCGGUCGAGUUGAACGGAUGAUCUUCUCCGUUGACCAUAAUCAGGACGGCCGCGUUGAUUUCUAUGAAUUCAAGGACAUUAUGCACAGUGUCAUGGUUUGA
Telopea speciosissima is the source of this 606-nucleotide messenger RNA. Its product is annotated as calcium-binding protein CML42-like. The record is from RefSeq and is a predicted model, not a curated record. Gene Ontology annotation, molecular function: calcium ion binding. The transcript has 2 exons. Bases 1 to 606 code for a protein of 201 amino acids. Lineage: Eukaryota; Viridiplantae; Streptophyta; Magnoliopsida; Proteales; Proteaceae.